Molecule: messenger RNA, 2311 nt
Organism: Physcomitrium patens
Lineage: Eukaryota; Viridiplantae; Streptophyta; Bryopsida; Funariales; Funariaceae
Product: protein TIC 55, chloroplastic
Biological process (GO): protein targeting to chloroplast
Cellular component (GO): chloroplast; cytoplasm
Molecular function (GO): chlorophyllide a oxygenase activity; 2 iron, 2 sulfur cluster binding
Source: RefSeq, a predicted model, not a curated record
UACCGCGCCUACACCCUCCGUUUGUAUGAGACCUUCUCUUCUCGCAGCGCUGCUUGCGAUCUCAGCGACACCCCCUGGAUCCAAUUCAACUGCAUGCGUGUGGAUUUCCAACAACGAAACGAGCUCGCAGCUUUUCACUUCUAUCCUGAUUUUAGGGGAUGAAUAGCUCGAGCUGAGCUUGUAUUUGGAUUCGCAGCUCGUUGGUUGAGGGUUGAGUGCAUGUGAGCAGGGAUGGCGUGCACCGCCUCAGUUAUAGUUGAGGUGAGUGGGUCGGUUUUGAGCUCCAGGGAUGGAGUUAGGGGUGUGAAGAGAUUGAGUACGGUUCAUGGGUUGUCGGGUGGGUUUCUUCCUGCUCUUGCGAAGCGCCGACCGAUCCUUGGAAUGCAAUGUGAGACGAGCAGUUUGGGUGGGUUCAGAGGUGUGAGUGAGGGAAGAGCGAAGUCGCAGAGUUUUCGAUUGAAAGUGGUGGCGGAUUCUGGAGUGACAACAAUUCAAGAGGAUUCGAUUGAAGAGGAUUCUAUACUUCAUCCUGAGGAGGAGAAUGAGGUGAAAGAUGUGGUGGAGUAUGAUUGGGAGAAGGAAUGGUAUCCCAUGUACUUGACAGCAGAGAUGCCCAAAGCCGCACCGCUUGGUCUCACUGUAUUUGAUAGGGAAUUGGUGUUGUUCUAUGACGAUAAAGGCGAAUUGCAUUGCUUUGAAGAUCGGUGCCCUCACAGACUUGCCAAGUUAUCAGAAGGAAAGGUGACUGAUGGAAAGCUCGAGUGCCUGUACCACGGCUGGCAAUUUGAGGGUAGUGGACAGUGUACUAAAAUCCCACAGUUGGUGCCCGGAGCCAAAAUCCCGAAGCAAGCAUGUGCCAAAGCGUACGAAGUGAAGAUAUCGCAAGGAGUGGUGUGGGUUUGGCUUGGUGAUAGAGCAACAGCGGAUCCCUCGAAGCUGCCAUGGUUCGAACAUUAUGAAAGGGAAGGGUUCCAGCACAUCUCUGCUAUUCACGAGCUGCCAUACGACUACUCCAUUCUUGUGGAGAAUCUAAUGGACCCAGCUCACAUCCCCAUCUCGCACGACAGAACAGACCCCUCAGCUAGGCGUGAGAACGCUCAAGCUCUGGUUUUUGAAGUCACGGAGCGCUCAUCGCGAGGGUUUGCAGGGAAAUGGAAAGAGAUCAGCAGCCCAAGCUUCACAAAUGCGACUCGCUUUGAAGCACCCUGCAUCGUGCGAAAUGACAAAGAGUACGUCAAACCAGAUGGCACGGACGCCCACAUGAGUGCUGUCUUCCUUUGUAGACCAGCUGGUCAAGGCAAGUGUAUGUUGAUUGCGCGAUUUGGUAGCACAAACUUUCCAGGAUCGCUAAAAAUGAUCCCCCCCUGGUAUAUUCAUAUUACUAGUAAUACGGUAUUUGAGCAGGAUAUGGGAUUUUUGGCAUCACAAAAUGAAGACCUGGUGAAGAAGAAUCUACCCACGAAGGACUUGUAUCUUAACCUGAAGUCGUCAGAUACAUGGGUUUCAGAAUUCCGGAAAUGGAAUGACCUCGUGGGUCAUGGUAUGCCGUAUUACUUUGGACAUAAGACAAUAUCUCAAGCUAAGAAUCCGGCAGUUGUGGAAGUCGCUCCAGCUGGAUUUUCUGCGGCUGCCGCAUCUUCAUACCCGGCACAGGGAUCUUUCGGCGAGAUGUUUGCGAGAGAUCCAACAAAUCGGUAUUUCCGUCAUGUUGUACACUGCAGAUCGUGUCUCUCAGCACUCGGUAGCUUUCAGACAUAUCAAAAGGUUGCUACAGCGUUUGGCCUAGCAGCAGCAGGCGUCGCCAUUGUCCUGCCUUCUGUCGUUUGGAGAGCAACCCUGGUUAUAACUGCCCUUCUGGCUUUUGCAGCGGCUUAUGCCUGCUCAAGAGGCAUUGCAAUAUUAACCAAAAACUAUGUGCGGCCACAUCGCAAGGGAGUGCAAUGAAUUGCUUCUACAGCUUUCACAGUUUCCGGUGAAAUAGAUGGUCCACAAAAGAUUCAAAAAUUACCCAGAGUGAUUAAAUGAAUGUAGGUAUGUCAUGCAACGUACAGCGCGAUGAGUUGCUUCUGGGUUUGAGGCUGGAUUGUACGGUUUAUGAUUUGUGAGCUAAUAAUCCGCAAUGUUUCGUUGAUAGAAAUGCCCCAUCACAUUGUAGAUUACAUGGUACGUUCAAAAGCCAUCGAGCUCUUGAAAAACAGUUGAUUAAUGGUAUCAAUAACUGCAAUUAGGAUCUGACCCUAUGAUAGGUAAUCAUGUUAAACCUAAAACCCCUGGAUUUUGCUACAAUACUACAUAUUCUUGUGUACUAUAA